GUUAGGCCGGAAGCAGGAAGACACUAAUGUAGCUAGCUGGUAGCUAACCAUGCAUAUAUUAUUAAUUGUACCGGUAAAAUAUUUCAAUAUUUUCAAACUGUAACGUUGAUAACAAGCUAGUGUCCCGUAGAGCCUUCUGCUGUUUCGGGGUAAUGCGGAUUGACAGAAGAAUCUAACCCGGAAGCUGGGCUGGAAGAAAGAAGAUGCUUAUGUUGAUAGCUAGCUAGCUUAGUUUGGAAUUGUCUGAAAUGUGUCUGAUAUCAUUUGAUGUCGUUUAAAUUAGACUUUGAUUUUGCCCAACUCGGACUAUAUACGUGGAGCUAGCGAUAUUUUCAACGACCAUUUCAUAUAGUUUUUCUAUCUGGUCUAGGAAAGUAAAUGAUCUAGCUACCGUUGGCCUAGCUAGUUAGCUAUCUGAGUUGUAUGGAAAGUAAUCCGCUAGAUAAUGUGACCUCGUGGUGAACUGUCGGGGAUUUGAGAAGAAUCUGCUUUAGUUUAAUUCAGUGACCCAACUCUUUCAUAGGAAACUAUUUCUGAAGAAUUCACGAUGGAUGAGGAUUCUGCCGACCCAUCCAACCCCCCUUUCUCCUGCUCCACUGAACCCAACCCUCCGGAGUCACUGGUUCCUGACUCUAACCACAGAGACAUGGACACCUGCAGUGAGAUACCCAGAUUUAACAUUGUAGUCAAGGAGGAAGAGGAAGACUGGGACAUGGAUGAUACUGAAGAGAGACCUGACCACUGCUCUGAGAGUGAAGUGAGUCCCUCUACAUCAGGACUACCUGAACAACACCAGGGGAAUCACACAGUUAAGAAGAUUCACUGCUGUUCAGUGUGUGGAAAAAACUGUCACAAGUUAUCAAAACUACAAAUACACAUGAGAACUCACACAGGAGAAAAACCUUACUCCUGCUCUGUCUGCGGGAAGCAAUUCAGUGACAAAGGAAACCUGAAAAAACACCAGACGUUGCACACAGGAGAGAAGCUGUACAGUUGCUCCGUGUGUGGGGAGAGUUUCUCUUCAUCGUCAAUUCUAACCAAGCACCAGAGAACGCACACAGGAGAGAGUCAUGGUUUUACACCACCACUCGUUAUCAUAGUGAAAGAGGAGGAAGAGGAUCCUGCUUUUGCAGAGAGACCUGACCACUGCUCUGACAGUGAAGGGAGUCCCUCUACAUCAGGAUUACCUGAACAACACCAGGGGAAUCACACAGCUAAGAAGAUUCACUUUUGUUCAGUGUGUGGACAAGACUGCAAAAAGUUAUCAAAACUGCUAAUACAUAUGAGAAUACACACAGGAGAAAAGCCAUACCCUUGCUCUGUGUGUGGAAAGCAGUUCCGUGUAAAAAGACAUCUUCAAGACCACCAGAUAGUGCACACUGGAGAGAAACCUUACGUCUGCUCCAAAUGUGACAAGAGGUUUGGUUUCGCCUCAGCCUUGAAAAGGCACCAGUGGUUACACGCAGAAGAGAAACCUUACUCCUGCUCUGUGUGCGGGAAGGGUUUUAGCUUACAAUCGCGCAUGAAGGAACACUUCCUGAUGCACUCAGGAGAGAAACCCCACUCCUGCUCUGUCUGUGGAAAGAGUUUCAGCCGUCCAGAUCAGUUAAAGGACCACUCUCUGCAACACACAGGGAAACCCCACCACUGUUCUGUCUGUGAGCAAAGCUUUGCCUUGUCUAAACAACUCCUGAAGCAUGAGAAGACUCACACAGGAAAGAGACCUUAUAGUUGCUCUGUGUGUGGGAAGAGUUUCAGCGAGAAGGCAUAUCUUGAAGACCACCGGUCAGUGCACACUGGAGAGAAACGACACCCUUGCCCUGAUUGUGACAAGAGGUUUGGAUGUGCUUCGUCCCUGCGUAAACACAGACUGUUGCACAUAGAAGGGAAAUCCCACUCCUGCUCUGUGUGUGGGAAGAAUUUUUCUGAAGCACGUUACUUGAAGGAGCAUUUCCGGACACACACUGGAGAGAAACCUUUCUCCUGCACUGUCUGCGAUAAGAGUUUUGCAAGAUCAGCAGGCCUUAAAGUCCACCUCAGAUAUCAUACAGGAGAGAAACCUUACAGCUGUCCUAAAUGUGGCCAGAGCUUCAUUAGUUCUCAAAAACUUCAGAGACAUCAGAAAACUCAUGCUGGUUUAACACCUGUUGAGUUUCAAAACCCUGUUACAAUUGAAGGGGAGCGAGAAGGUGAGGAAGUUGGUGGUCUGAUUCAUUCAGCUAGAGAAGAGGUUGGUUGGGAUCUUCAUCGUCUCGACGAGAGUUCGGAGGGGAGAACCUCUACAUCAGGAGAACCUAAAGAAACCUAGAGGAAUCUCAAAGCUCAGAGAUACAGUUGCUCUGUGUGUGGGACUGGCAACGGUUAUUUGAUCUGAAAAAGACACAUGACACGUGAAACCGUACAGAUGUUUUGUUUGUGGGAAGAGUUUUAGACGAGCAGACCUGAUGAAGCAUCACUUUUGGACACACAAAGGAGACGCACGGGGAGAAACCUUACCCCUGUUCUGUCUGUGGGAAGGUUUUAACAAGAUCAUCAGACCUUAACAAUAGUGUUCAUACAGGAGAGAGAACUUACAGCUGUGACGAAUGUGGCCAGAGACUUACCACUUCUCAGAGUCUUGGGAGACACAAGAAGAGACGCCACAUCUCACUUCCUGAGGAGGACCAGGCUGGCGGGGUCAAGACUGAAGAGCCAAUAGUGUCAUAGAUGAAGAGGAGGAGGCAACCUCUUAUGUCAACGCUAGCAUGGUGGAAAGGGGGAAACAAGAACUAGCCCUGAACAUCUUGACGUAAAAUAUACACAGUGCAUUCGGAAAGUAUUCAGACCCCUUGACUUUUUACACAUUUUUUUUACGUUACAGCCUUAUUUUAAAAUGGAUUAAAUUGUUUUUUCCCCUCAUCAACAUUCACACAAUACCAAAUGACAAAGCAAAAACAGGUAUUUUUUCCUGGAAAUUUCACAUUUACAUACAGUUGAAGUCAGAGGUUUACAUAUUCCUCAGCCAAAUACAUUUAAAAUACGUUUUUCCCAAUUCCUGACAUUUAAUCCUAGUAAAAAUUCCCUGUCUUAGGUCAGUUAGGAUCACCACUUUAUUUUAAGAAUGUGAAAUGUCAGAAUAAUAGUUGAGAGAAUUAUUUAUUUCAGCUUCUAUUUCUUUCAUCACAUUCCCAGUGGGUCAGAAGUUUACAUACACUCAAUUAGUAUUUGGUAGCAUUGCCUUUAAAUUGUUUAACUUGGGUCAAACGUUUCGAGUAGCCUUCCACAAGCUUCCCACAAUAAGUUGGGUGAAUUUUGGCCUAUUCCUCCUUAAAAGAUGUAACUGAGUCAGGUUUGUAAGCCUCCUUGCUCACACACGCUUUUUCAGUUCUGCCCACACAUUUUCUAUAGGAUGGAGGUCAGGGAUUUGUGAUGGCCACUCCAAUACCUUGACUUUGUUGUCCUGAAGCCAUUUUGUGACAACUUUGGAAGUAUGCUUGGGGUCAUUGUCCAUUUGGAAGACCCAUUUGCAACCAAGCUUUAAUUUCCUGAUUGAUGUCUUGAGAUGUUGCUUCAAUAUAUCCACAUCAUUUUCCUCCCUCACUGGAAUUGUGAUACAGUGAAUUAUAAGUUAAAUAAUCUGUAAACAAUUGUUGGAAGAAUUACUUGUGUCAUGCACAAAGUAGAUUUCCUAACCGACUUGCCAAAACUAUAGUUUGUUAACAAGACAUUUGUGGAGUGGUUGAAAAACAGGUUUUAAUGACUCCAACCUAAAUGUAUGUAAACUUCUGACUUCAACUGUAAAUAUUCAGACCCUUUACUCAGUUCUUUGUUGAAGCGCCUUUGGCAGCGAUUAUAGCAUAGUCUUCUUGGGUAUGACGCUACAAGCUUGGCACACCUGUAUUUGGGGCGUUCCUCCCAUUCUUCUCUGCAAAUCCUCUCAAACUCUGU
Molecule: messenger RNA, 3927 nt
Organism: Oncorhynchus nerka (sockeye salmon)
Lineage: Eukaryota; Metazoa; Chordata; Actinopteri; Salmoniformes; Salmonidae
Product: zinc finger protein 345-like
Exons: 5
Coding region: 548-2308 (586 amino acids)
Biological process (GO): regulation of transcription by RNA polymerase II
Cellular component (GO): nucleus
Molecular function (GO): RNA polymerase II cis-regulatory region sequence-specific DNA binding; DNA-binding transcription activator activity, RNA polymerase II-specific
Source: RefSeq, a predicted model, not a curated record